Molecule: messenger RNA, 2699 nt
Organism: Cucurbita moschata (crookneck pumpkin)
Lineage: Eukaryota; Viridiplantae; Streptophyta; Magnoliopsida; Cucurbitales; Cucurbitaceae
Product: serine/threonine-protein kinase Nek3-like
Exons: 15
Coding region: 526-2346 (606 amino acids)
Biological process (GO): protein phosphorylation
Molecular function (GO): protein kinase activity; ATP binding
Source: RefSeq, a predicted model, not a curated record
ACCUGCUUUCUCUAAGUCUAUUCCAUGAUUUGGUUUGCUCUCACAAACCACAUUAUUUGAGAUUUGACCCACCAUCCCCCAAAAUCUCUCCUCUCUAAGCCCCCUUUUCUUCCAUUUCUCUUUCACUUUGACCCAUCAUUCCCACCUCUCAAGAAUUCCAAGUAAACCCAUUAAAUACUUUUGCUUUAGAUUCAUACAGUAUUCUCCCCUUCUUCUCUCUCUAAAACACUCCCAUUUUGGUUCUCUCUCCAGGAUUUUGUCUUCUAGUGUCUUCUUUGUUUCAUUUGGGGUUACUGCUGAAGUUUCCAACAAUGGAGAAAGCCCUUCACUAUCUUCUUCCCCUUCCCCUUCAGCUUCUCUUUGUCUUCCUUUUGCUUCGAAAACGGUGUCGUUCCUUGUCUCCUCUGUAGCUACCUCUCCUAACCCUGUUUUCUUCUUCUUCUUCUUCUUCUUCUUCUUCUACAUUUGCUUGGAUCCACAUUUCUACUUCCACUUUCAGAAAAAGGGUAUCAUUAGUCUGUUCAAAUGGAGCAAUAUGAAGUUCUGGAGCAAAUAGGGAAGGGAUCCUUUGGUUCUGCUCUUCUUGUCAGACAUAAACAUGAAAAGAAGAAGUAUGUGUUGAAAAAGAUUCGUCUCGCUCGUCAGACCGAUCGGUCCCGUAGAUCUGCACACCAGGAGAUGGAGCUCAUUUCUAGAUUACGGAAUCCUUUUAUCGUGGAGUACAAAGAUUCUUGGGUCGAGAAGGGUUGCUACGUGUGCAUUAUUAUCGGUUAUUGUGAAGGAGGGGACAUGGCCGACGCGAUAAAGAAGGCUAACAGUGUUCACUUCCCCGAAGAGAAGCUCUGCAAGUGGUUAGUUCAACUUUUGAUGGCGCUCGAUUACUUGCAUAUGAAUCAUAUCCUUCAUCGGGAUGUUAAGUGUUCGAAUAUAUUUUUGACUAAAGAUCGAGAUAUACGCCUUGGUGACUUCGGACUAGCCAAAAUGUUGACAUCGGAUGAUCUUGCCUCCUCGGUCGUAGGAACUCCGAGUUAUAUGUGUCCAGAACUUCUUGCUGAUAUACCUUAUGGUUCGAAGUCGGAUAUUUGGUCUUUAGGAUGCUGUAUAUACGAGAUGACUUCUCUAAAGCCUGCGUUUAAAGCAUUUGAUAUGCAAGCACUUAUCAACAAAAUUAACAAGUCCAUAGUGGCUCCUCUUCCAACAAAAUACUCUGGUGCAUUUCGAGGUCUCGUUAAAAGCAUGCUACGCAAAAACCCGGAACUUCGGCCGAGUGCUGGGGAGCUACUUGGCCAUCCUCACUUGCAGCCUUAUAUUGUUCAGAUUCAUCUCAAACGGAAUAAUCCGAGACGCAAUACGUUACCAGCACUCUGGCCUGAACCACCUAAUUAUAUGAAGAAGACGAGGUUCUCAGAGCUCUUGCCCAAUAAACGACAUUCGUUAACCAACGAUCGAGCUUUAAAUCCAAGCGUUUCUGUAAUAGAAUACGAUUCUCUCAGCUCAACACAGGAUAUACACGAUACACAAAACUACCCAAGUUACAAACCGUCUACUGGUGCCACUCGUGGCGGAGUAGGGGUUCACAAGACACCUUCGAAGUCUGCAGCUAACUCGAAAACUUCACGGCUUCUAUCGAAAGCUUAUGCCACUCCGAGAAAAUGGGAUGAACCAUUGAAGAACAAUAAAAAGUUGCUACCGGUUUCAUCUACUACUAAAUCUCAUGUUCGUCGGGCAUCAUUUCCGUUGCAUACGAAAGCUAUCACUGAUCAAAGCCCUUGUAGACCGAAUGUUGGUAUUCUUCAUCAUAUGAACUCUCCAGACGUGUCGGUGAAUUCUCCGCGAAUCGACAGGAUUGCAGAAUUCCCUUUAGCAUCAUACGAUGAUACCUUUCUUCCUGUUCGUCGAGCUUCACUGCCAUCCAUGCAUGGAUCAACCGGCUCGGUACAGCACAUUGAUUGUUCGAUUACCAAAGAUAAAUGUACAAUCCAAGUUUGUGAUAAGGUUCGUUCAACUCCUGGAUACACCGGCGCAUGGCAGGGUAUACAAUGCAGCUUAUUUCAAGACGACCGAGAAGCUAGAAGUGAUUCCUCGGAUCAGAAUGCAACCGCAGGAGCAUCGAGCCAUACUUCAUCAGAUUUACGACGACGCCAUUUUGAUACUUCAUCAUUACAACAGAGAGCCGAGGCUUUGGAAGGUCUGCUCGAGUUUAGUGCCCGAUUGCUGCAGCAAGAGAGGUACGAAGAGCUCGGAGUGUUACUGAAGCCAUUCGGACCUGGAAAGGUCUCCCCAAGGGAAACUGCUAUCUGGUUGAGUAAGAGCUUCAAAGAAAACACCGUCAAGCAGGAAACGUAAACCGCUCUCGUAACUACGUUAGAAUUUUUAAGUGUAUGAUCUAGAGUCGUUACAUUUUCUCAAGGUAUAUUUGACACCUAGGCAGAUUCCGGGAAGACGAUAAGAAUAUCUCGUCACUGUAGAUUAUAAUUCUUUUAGUUCGAUAGACGACGUAACGAGUAGCGGUUAUUCGUGAUUCUUAGUUUUAACUCGUCGGUAGUAGUAGAUGAUAUGCAGCAGUUCUGUUGUAGGAAUGUAAAUUUACAACAGUUUAGAUGGCUAAGAUGGUCUCGGUUUCAAUGGCUGUUCUUUUAAUGUUGACGUGGUUCGUCAGGGCAACUAAAUUUGCUGCUCGUUGAAUCGCCAUCACUGUU